AUGAAUCUCCACAAUCCACAUCCACCAAAUGCUGGCAAAAUGGAUCUCCACAAUCCACAUCCACCAAAUGUUGGCAAAAUGGAUCUCCAAAACCCACUUCCUUCUGAUUCUUCUGCCAGUGACAGGUAUGGAUUCUGGAACCUGAGUGGGGAGCUUAGGCCUUCAUUAACAGCACUCAAGUCUUUGAGAUAUCUAGACUUGAGUUUCAACACCUUUAGUGGCAUCCCCAUUCCCAGUUUCUUUGACUCUUGGCAGAACUUGCAAUAUCUAAACCUAUCAAAUGCUGGGUUUAGUGGAGUAUUGCAGUAUCUUGAUGUCACUGAUUAUGACUUACAUGUUUUAAGUGCUGAAAAUCUUGAUUGGGCGACUGGUCUUGUCUCCCUGAAAUAUUUGGCAAUGAGUGGAGUUAACUUAUCAGUUAUAAGAUCAAACUGGGUUGGGCAAUUGAACAAGCUUCCCCAUUUAACUGAGUUGCACUUAUGUUCUUGUCUCUUAACUGGAUCCAUUUCAUCUCCUAUCUCUGUUAAUUUUACUUCACUUGCAGUCGUAGACCUCAGUUUUAACAGAUUCAACUCAAGGUUCCCAGCCUGGCUUGCGAACAUCAGUAGCCUGGUUUCCAUUGAUGUGAGCUUUAGCGGCUUGAAUGUUGGGAGAUUUCCACACGUUUUUAGUGAAUUACCCAAUUUGCGAUUCCUGAAACUUGUGAAUACUUUCAACAAAGCACAUUGGAAGGAUUCCAAGUUCAAUUGGCAAACUUUGCAACCUGAAAUAUCUUUCCUUGAGCUCAGUAGCCUUAAAAAUCUUGCUGUUCUUGAUUUGGAGUACAACUCACUUCGCCCAAUCCUUCCUUUAGGCAAUUUGAAAAAACUAGUUGUACUCUGGCUUUCUGAAAAUGAACUAAAUGGUACCCUCCCUGAUAGUUUACAGCACUUUUCUGAGCUGUAUCUACUGGAUGUUUCAAACAAUCACUUGACAGGAAUAAUUUCUGAAGCACAUUUUUCAGAGCUAAGCAAAUUGAAAACCUUGGAUUUGUCUGGAAACUCUUUCAUUUUCAAUGUCACUUCCUUUUGGAUUCCUCCAUUUCAGCUGGAGUCUCUUUACAUUAGUUCUUGCUUUCCAAACUGUUCAUUUCCUGUGUGGCUUAAAUCUCAAAGCGACAUCAUUUAUCUACAUUUCUCAAACGCCAGUACUUCAGGAAUUGUGCCCGAUUGUUUUUGGACUAUGUCUGCUAAUCUGAAGGACUUAAAUGCUUCUUCAACCAAUUACAAGUUUCAAACAUUUACCAAGACUCUGUCCAUUCUGACUGGCGUAGACCUUUCUCGAAACAAUUUAGACGGAAAGAUUCCUGAAGAACUGAUGAAACUUGCAGGUCUAAUGGUUUUGAACUUGUCAGGGAACCAUUUCACUGGUCAAAUUCCUGAAAGCGUCUCAAAAUUGAAACAGUUGUUGUCUCUUGAUCUCUCAAGCAGUAAGCUUUCAUGUCCAAUUCCUCCCAGCAUAUCUUCAUUGUCUUUUUUGGGGUACCUGAACUUAUCCAACAAUAAUUUACCUGGCAAAAUCCCUUACAAAGGGCAGAUAACAACUUUUGAUCCACCAUCUUUUACUGGAAAUCCUGCUCUAUGUGGAGCUCCACUUGAUGUCAACUGUACAGCACCAACUCGGAUAACAAAACGAGGAGACCUAAUAAGAAUGACAGUAACAAUGGCUUCAUUGACAAGUGGUUUUACUUGA
Molecule: messenger RNA, 1731 nt
Organism: Hevea brasiliensis (rubber tree)
Lineage: Eukaryota; Viridiplantae; Streptophyta; Magnoliopsida; Malpighiales; Euphorbiaceae
Product: LRR receptor-like serine/threonine-protein kinase ERECTA
Exons: 4
Coding region: 1-1731 (576 amino acids)
Molecular function (GO): protein binding
Source: RefSeq, a predicted model, not a curated record